UACAGUAAAAAUGAAAAAAAUGGAAAAUGAGGUCCAUGUACUACAAAAGGAGUUAUCUGAAACAAUAGAAAUAAAAUUACAGUUAGAACAUCAAAAUGAUGAAUGGGAACGAGAUUUCUACAGUUUGAGAUCUACCUUAAGACAAGAAGAAGAGAAGAGAAAAAAUGCCAAUGCAUUGUAUGAAAAAAUCAGGGGACACUUAAGAAGAAAAGAAGAGCAGUACAGGAAAGAAGUUGAAGCAAACAAACAACUUCAGCUGACGCUGAGAACACGAGAUACGGAAUUGAGGACAGUAAGAAAUCAUUUGAACCAGGUUGUACAAGAGCUAAAUGACACCCAGAGGCAACUUUCUCGGGAACAGAACGCCAGAAUAUUACAAGAUGAAAUUCUGACCAAUCACCUUUGCAAACAAAAGGAGAUAGCACUGGCUCGAAGGAAAAGGAAUUCUCAGAUUCCUCACAGCCAUGACAAAGUACAAGAUCUGUUGCAUGAAAAUCGCAUGUUGCAGGACGAAAUUGCCACCCUCAGACUGGAAAUAGACACAAUAGAAAAACAGAACCAGGAAAAUAAAAAGAAAUAUUUCGAGGACAUUGGUGACCUGCAAAAGACAAUAAAACGGAAUGGGGAAAUAGUAACAACAAUGAUAUCCGAGUAUACUGCACAGCUUGGUGUCCUGACAGCUGAGAAUACCAUGCUCCAUUCUCAACUGGAGAGGGAAAAACAAAAGAAAGAAAGCCUGGAGACAGAAGUUGAAUCACACCGUUGCAGACUGGCUGCUGUUAGACGUGAUUGUGAACAAAGUGAGACAUCAAAAAGAGACGUGGAACUUGCUUUCCAGGGAGCAAAAGAUGAAUGGUUUCAUUUACCGGAGAAAAUGAAUUUUGAUGUGUCGGACCUAAAAGCUAACAGUGUCCUUCGUUCUCAGCAACUGUCUGGAACUCAAAGUAACUUGGAAAGCCUAAGCCUUAAGUUCCAACACACAAGAGAUGUUCUUACAGAAAAGCAGAAAAGAGGUUUGUUUCAGAAUGCACGGGAAGAGACCUACGCCAAACCCAGUGUCAAAUCCAGGAAAUUCAACAAAUGUAUCAAAGUAAACAAUGUAACUGAAGGAAUUCAUUGGAAAGCAGGAAUCUGUAGAGGCGAGGCUGUCUCAACUGCAGAGUGAAAAUAUGUUGCUUCCACAGCAACUGGAUGAUGCUUACAACAAAGCUGACAAUCAAGAAAAGACAAUAAUUAAUAUCCAAGACCAAUCUCGUGGUACUGUGAAAAAUCUUCAAGCUGAGAAAGAAAAGCUAGAAGAGAAAAAUCACACAUUAAUCAACGAAUGCAAUCAUUUUUUUAAAAGGCUUCAACAACAGGGAAAUGAGAAAGCAGAAAGAGAAAAUUCCAUGAAAAGCCAUGCAUGGUCGCCGUCUACCCUGGAAAUGUGACAGGAACCUUCCAGUUCAACCAUGUGAUUUCACUCAUGAGAUGGAGUCUCACUAUGUUGCCCACGCUGGUCUGAAAUUCCUGGCCUCAUGCAAUUCUCUCUCCUCAGCCUCCCAAAGUGCCAGAAUUACAGAACAUAGAAGAGCAAACUGAGGGUUUCUUGGACAGCAUUGCAGCCAAGGAGCUUAAAAGAUGCUGCAGGAGUUUCAAGACAGUAUAGCUAGAGAGCUACUAAAAGCCAGCACACUGAAACUGUUCUCAGAAAACAAAGGCAUCAUCGACUUCCCAGGUUUAUGGUGGUGAUUUAAGGCCAAGAGACAGACUCCAGGCUCAUCUAGUAACACUCAGGCUACUCCAGUUCAAAGGCAGCCACGUGACAGGUGACAUUUUAAAUCUCCAGUCAUUUACUUUGUCAUUGGUUUACUUUUGCUCUCAGGAAAGGUUCCAGAUUCCUAGCAUGGAGUAAAAGCACCCAAAUCAGUUUGGCUCCUGUCAAGUUAUUCUGCCUCAUCUCUCAUCACUUGCCAUACUCUGUCCCUUUGCUCUAGCAUCUCGCCAAAGUCGGCUACACAGAACACAGGGACCUUCCUCGGCUCCAGCUCUCUGCACGUGUUCUUCCCUCCACCAGCCAUUCUUCUUUCUUGUCCUUCAGGUACUAACCUACAUAUUGUCUCCAGCAAACAGCCUACAAUAUUGACAUGAAACUGAGAUACAUGUCUCUUCUGUGUGUUCCAACAGUGCCCUGUUUAAUACCUGCCAUAGUGUCUGUGACUGUCUGUGGAAAUUGCCUGCGUGUCUGCUUGCUUUUCAGGUUGUAGCAUGCAAUGUUGAGGGGUGGACUGUAUCAUCUUCAUCUUGUAAUUUCGGUGCUUGUCCUAGUUCCUGAACAUAUGGUUGUUGAAUAAAUGAAUGAAAAAUGAGAAAACCAGGAGCUCUGAUACUUAACCACAAUGGUAAUUCAAUCUGUGACUAUGACCAAAUUAUAUUUCACAGUAAUUUUGUAUUGUAAUAUUACAUAUGAAUUUUUUAUUCUUAUGAACACUCAUGAAGUUCUCAACUCAUGUUACUGACUUACACUUAGUUAAUUAUGGAAUAUUUGAGAUAAGUAAUUCUUUCCUUUUUUUUCCAGAUGCUGCUGAAUUAGAAUUGGGAUCAUAUGUGGUUCCUCAUCUAGGAACUAGUGAUGAGUCAAAUAUAAAUUAAGAUAUAGUUUGGAAAUAUUAAGAAAUAUGUAUUGAUUUUAACCAGAAAUAUAUGAUCUGAAAGAUAGUAGAAUGUAAUUAUUGGUCUGUUUACCUGACAUUUUGCUUCCCAUUAUGUAUAUGAUGUGAAAAUCUUUAUUAAAGGAAAGUAUUUUUGUAUCA
Messenger RNA from Gorilla gorilla gorilla (western lowland gorilla), 2792 nucleotides. RefSeq names its product ankyrin repeat domain-containing protein 26-like. Bases 11 to 1165 code for a protein of 384 amino acids. The transcript has 9 exons. The record is from RefSeq and is a predicted model, not a curated record. Lineage: Eukaryota; Metazoa; Chordata; Mammalia; Primates; Hominidae.